AUCAUUUAUUGAUAUCAUGUUUCUACUUUUACCAGCUAUAACCAUGAAUACUUUCAUCGUCGCCGCCGUCCUCGUUGCCGUUCUGUCGGUAGCCUCUGCCUCCCUUUUCGACGAGGAUGAUGGCUUCAUCAUUGGGGCAGGGGGUCACUUCGGUGGUGGUCACCUCGGUGGUGGUCACUUUGGUGGUGGUCACUUUGGCGGUCACAUGCAAGGAGGAUAUCCUAUCGUCAAGGGAUCAGGUCUGCCCUGCAAGAAGCAUUACGGUCACGGUGGUUACGUAAAGGGUGGGAUGAUCACAAAAGGCUACCCAACUGUUUACACUACCGGCGGUCAAUACGGAGGUUCCCAGAUGUACUCUGGUGGUCAGUAUGGUGGUUCCCAGAUGUACUCUGGUGGUCAGUAUGGUGGUUCCCAGAUGUACUCUGGUGGUCAGUAUGAAGGUUCCCAGAUGUACGGUGCCGGUCAGUACGGAGAAUCCCAGAUGCACAACGGUGGUCAGUACGCUGAAUCCGAAUUGUACGGCGGUGGUCAGUACAACGCCGGAGUCGGACAACACAGUGGUGGACAGCAGAUGUAUGCCAGCGGUCAACAGUAUUACCCUAGCCAAACUGUCUACUAAAUACGUAACAGGAAUAGUUGAGUCCCAGCGGUGAAGAUGACUCGAUGACUGGGAAGCUUUAAAAUUACCUGUGGUUAUUCGUUGUAUUUAUUGUGUUUAAGUUUUUGUAAAUAAAAAACAUCAAAACCUUA
Messenger RNA from Mizuhopecten yessoensis (Yesso scallop), 750 nucleotides. RefSeq names its product holotricin-3-like. The record is from RefSeq and is a predicted model, not a curated record. The coding region runs from base 17 to 619 and encodes 200 amino acids. The transcript is spliced from 3 exons. NCBI's taxonomy places the organism in Eukaryota, Metazoa, Mollusca, Bivalvia, Pectinida, Pectinidae.